This is a messenger RNA of Penicillium alfredii, 1206 nucleotides long. RefSeq lists its product as uncharacterized. The record is from RefSeq and is a predicted model, not a curated record. NCBI's taxonomy places the organism in Eukaryota, Fungi, Ascomycota, Eurotiomycetes, Eurotiales, Aspergillaceae. The transcript has 5 exons. Bases 1 to 1206 code for a protein of 401 amino acids.
AUGUGGCGCACCAUGCCAAUGUCCCCAGCUAGGUGGAGCUCCCGCGUCUACCUCUGCUUCUUCAUUCUGUCUUGGUCUCUGAUAUCCGAAGCGGCUUAUAUCGACUCGUCAUGCAAGGCGGUGAAAUUCGACAAGAAUGGGGACAUGGGACCGCAUGAUGUGAGAAAUACUAUCGACCAGGCUGUGAACCAAGCAGGAGAUAUGAGCGAAGAGGCGGUGUCCCUCAUGGACGAUUGGAGGAGAAGCAAAGCAACAAAUACUCAGGCAAAAGAUUAUGAGACACUAUGGUUCGACCGCACGAGAACUAUUCUCACGUACACUGCGUUCUAUGGUCGCGCUUCAACAAGGUCUUCCAAGCUACCGGAAGAUAGGCGGUGGAGGGACCUAAGAGGCAACCUCUACUCACUCCGGUCAUGGGUGAAAGGGUCCAAAAGGUCCAACCAAGCCUCUGCGAUCUACUGCGGUGACGACCACCUCGAGAAAAAGAAGGGCCCGACGGGUAGAACUCAAUACUGGGACACGGUCAUUAAAGAAUUCUGGCCGCCUGGUAAGAAGGCAUGCCGCGAUCGCCCAAGAGCAGAGGGAACCCAUAGGACAAUCUCAGAGAAUGGGAAAAAAUACAUAUUGAUCUGCCCGACGAUUUUUGCCAGCACUAUGCAGCCCACACUAGACAAAGAAAGCCAAACGCGCGACUGGAGCCAGAAGAAAUACGGCGACAAGCGUGAUCUUGAAUCGUGGAGAGUCAACUCUCUCAGCGAUGCCCUUCUUUUCGAUCUGACAGAGUACCUCCUUGGCUAUCAGGUCCAGCCCAUUUGCGGCACAGUAUCCCGUUUUAAGCUGCCCGACACUGAUGAAGCCAUGGGUUACGAUGGUUGCCGCGCGCUUCUGCGCCAGAAUUGGGAUAGAGAUUCGAAUCCAGUGUCCGCCAAUCCUGACUCUCUGGUCCUAUUUGUUCGAGCCCUGUGGAUGUAUAGAAAUGAUUGGAGCUCAGGCAUAGCGAGGAGCGAGAAUGAUCUCAUCGCAGCAACGGUACUGGGCGAUUACGACCAUGUCCUGAACGAUGAAGAGCCUGGUCCGGGCUCAAAGUAUCUCACGAGAUACCCUGCUCCGAAGAUUCCUGGUGUGUCGAAGAUUACGAAGGAUUAUCCGUUUCAGUAUAGACCGAGUAUCUCUUAUUUGGAAGACAAACUUGGAGGAUGGGUUUGA